This is a messenger RNA of Pongo pygmaeus (Bornean orangutan), 6009 nucleotides long. RefSeq names its product solute carrier family 25 member 16 (gene SLC25A16). Gene Ontology annotation, cellular component: mitochondrial inner membrane. Gene Ontology annotation, biological process: transmembrane transport. Bases 384 to 1382 code for a protein of 332 amino acids. Lineage: Eukaryota; Metazoa; Chordata; Mammalia; Primates; Hominidae. The record is from RefSeq and is a predicted model, not a curated record. The transcript is spliced from 9 exons.
ACAGGCGUGAGCCACCGCGCCCGUCCAGGUUGUGGGUUUUAAUGGGACCAUCUCACUGCCUACCGUUUCCUUUUUCCGUCCGAACAGAAGGGGCCUGAGCAGUGAGCUGACAGUGGCGACGCCCGGUGAGGCGGGAUGGGGGAGUUUACGAGCCUGGGUGACGCCCCCUUCCACGUCCUGGCCCCGCCCCUCCCGGCAGAGCCCCUUGGCGCGUGACACAGGCCCCGCCCUUGCCGUACGCCAUCAGCCGGCGCCGCGCCGCCGGGUGUUACUCUGCCCCGCCGGCGGGGCGGUCAGUAUCCUGUCACCGCCUGUUCUGGCUAUGGUACCGUCCGGUGUUCUGUAAGUUGGCAACCUAGGCUCCUGACGCGACCCUGGUCCUGAUGGCGGCGGCGGCGGCCGCGGCAGCCCUGGCGGCGGCCGAUCCCCCUCCCGCAAUGCCGCAGGCGGCAGGGGCCGGAGGGCCCACAACCCGCAGAGACUUCUACUGGCUGCGCUCCUUUCUGGCCGGAGGUAUUGCUGGAUGCUGUGCCAAAACAACAGUUGCUCCGUUGGAUCGAGUAAAGGUUUUAUUACAAGCUCACAAUCACCAUUACAAGCAUUUAGGAGUAUUUUCUGCAUUGCGUGCUGUUCCUCAAAAAGAAGGAUUCCUUGGAUUGUAUAAAGGAAAUGGUGCAAUGAUGAUUCGAAUCUUUCCCUAUGGUGCAAUCCAGUUUAUGGCAUUUGAGCAUUAUAAAACGUUAAUUACUACGAAGCUGGGAAUUUCAGGUCAUGUGCACAGAUUAAUGGCUGGAUCCAUGGCAGGUAUGACAGCAGUUAUCUGUACUUACCCUCUUGACAUGGUUAGGGUCCGCCUAGCAUUCCAGGUGAAAGGGGAACACACCUAUACAGGAAUUAUUCAUGCAUUCAAAACAAUUUAUGCAAAGGAAGGUGGUUUCUUUGGAUUUUACAGAGGUCUGAUGCCUACUAUUUUAGGAAUGGCUCCAUAUGCAGGUGUUUCAUUUUUUACUUUUGGUACCUUGAAGAGUGUUGGGCUUUCCCAUGCUCCUACCCUUCUUGGCAGACCUUCAUCAGACAAUCCUAAUGUCUUAGUUUUGAAAACUCACGUAAACUUACUUUGUGGUGGUGUUGCUGGAGCAAUAGCGCAGACAAUAUCCUACCCAUUUGAUGUGACUCGUCGGCGAAUGCAAUUAGGAACUGUUCUGCCAGAAUUUGAAAAGUGCCUUACCAUGCGGGAUACUAUGAAGUAUGUCUAUGGACACCAUGGAAUUCGAAAAGGACUCUAUCGUGGUUUAUCUCUUAAUUACAUUCGCUGUAUUCCCUCUCAAGCAGUGGCUUUUACAACAUAUGAACUUAUGAAGCAGUUUUUUCACCUCAACUAAAAAAGAAAUUAUGGUUGGUUUUUCUUAAUACAUUCUCAGAGGGAGAAAUGAAAUAUUACUAUAAUUGUGGGGGGAGCAUUACUUGAAUGGGGAUAUUUACCCUGUCACAGGAGCCACUGGUAUUUUAGUACUUGAUUAUUUUUUCUUUAGUCACAAAUCAGAAGUGCUUACCAUACUUUUUGAUGCCAAACAUUAUACCUUAGAACAUUGAAGAAAAUAUUCCUAAGCUGAUGCUGGCUAAACCGCUUUAAAGUUUUAUUUGGAAGUAGAACCAGCUUUAAAACGGGGUUCAAGAGGUUGCCAUUAGCUUUGUCAUGCUGUUCAAAGUUUUUAAUUGUUAUCAUGGUUUUUAAAAGACUGACAGUGUUUAUUAUUAUUAAAAUAAGCAGGGUUGGUUAUAUUGCAAUAGAAUAAUGAGAAUUGAAUUUUUAAGUUCUAUAAAACAGCCAGCAUUGACGUUUUAUUUUUGUUAUCUCUUUUCUCACAAUUAUGCUCCACUGGAUAAUAGGAAAAACACUUCUUUCCUUCAUUUUUUAAAAAAAUUAAUGUUGUAUUUAAAAAGUAGCCAUGUAGAGACACAAAAAUAAAUGAAGAAGCUAGGCAUGGUGGGACGGGCAUGUGGUCCCAGCUACUCUGGAAGCUGAGGUGAGAGGAUCACUUGAGCCCUGGAAUUCCAUGCCAGCCUAUGCAACAUCAUGAAACCCUGCUUAAUAAAUGAAUGAACGACUAAGUCUUGCUCAAAUGUUAUUAUGAGGUACUAUGAGUGACAUACAUGUGUUUUAAAAUGUCAGUGUGUUUCCCAGAGGCAGAAAUAAAAAUACUGAAUAUCUUUGCUCUUAAAAACAAAGUAGCACUAUAGAUUUGUUUUUGUUAGAUGAUUUGCUCUAUACUAGAAUAUUUAAGUAGACUGUGAAAUAUUUAUUAAUAUAGAUGUGAAUAUCAAAAAAUGUUUCUAAGGUAUUAUGAUGCAUCAACUAGUUCUUCCAUGUAAAAUAAUUUUAGUGCAAUAUGAAGACGUAGAAAUGUAAAAUAUGAUUUGAAUUGUUAUCCUUUAUAUUAAGAAAAUGUUUUAAAAUGUAAGAAUUCCAUUUAUUCUGUUUAGAGUACUUUUUAUGAUUUAUUAUAAGCAUGUCAGAAAUGGGAAGGGAAUAUUUAAAGUUCUGUGUUCAGAAAGAGUAAUUUGUAGAAUUGAUGUGACUUUUUUUUUUUUUUGAGGUGGAGUCUCACUCUAUCGCCUAGGCUGGAGUGCAGUGGCGCGAUCUUGGCUCACUGAGACCUCUGCCUCCCGGGUUCAAGUGAUUCUCCUGCCUCAGUCUCCCGAGUAGCUGGGACUACACGUGCCCACCACCAAAAAUUAGCCUGGCUAAUUUUUGUAUUUUUAGUAGAGACAGGAUUUCACCAUGUUAGCCAGGAUGGCCUUGAUCUCCUGACCUCAUGAUUUGCCCACCUUGGUCUCCCAAAGUGCUGAGAUUACUGGCGUGAGCCACGGCUCCCGGCCCUUUGAUGUGACUUUAAAGACAUCAGAAGGCCGGGUGUGGUGGCUCACGCCUUUGUUCCCAGCACUUUGGGAGGCCAAGUUGGGUGGAUCACCUGAAGUCAGGAGUUUAAGAUCAACAUGGUGAAACCCCACCUCUACUAAAAAUACAAAAAGUAGCCGGUGUGGUGGCUCGUGCCUGUAGUCCCAGUUACUCGCGAGGCUGAGACAUGAGAAUUGCUUGAGCUCGGGAAGUGGAGGUUGCAGUGAGCUGAGAUCACACCACUGCACUCCAGCCUGGGUGACAGAAUGAGACUCCAUCUCAAAAAAAAAGGAGACAUUAGAAAACUAAGUUGAGGCCAGGCGUGGUGGCUGUUGCCUGUAACCCUAGCACUUUGGGAGGCUGAGGCAGGAGGAUAUCUUGACCCCAGGAGUUUGAGACCAGCCUGGGCAACAUAGUGAGACCUCGUUUCUUUCAAACAAAAGAAGGAAAACUAAGUUGAAAGUGUUAUUUUUGCUUCAAUUUUUAUUUCUUUACAUAAAAGAUUUCUUGUCAUACCUUGGUAAAAAUUUGACGAGCUGGUUUCAUUUUGAAAGUCUUUAUUUUAAAAAUAAGUAUGUAUCUUUGUAUGAUUUAUAAGUGUACCAGUAGGUAGAAAUACAUGUGUUCUUGGCCAGAUGUGGUGGCUCACACCUGUAAUCCCAGCAUUUUGGGAGGCUAAGGUGAGUGGAUCACCUGAGGUCAGGAGUUCGAGACCAGACUGGCCAACAUGGAGAAACCCUGUCUCUACUAAAAAUACGAAAAUCAGCUGGGCAUAGUGGCGGGCGCCUGUAAUCCCAGCUACUUGGGAGGCUGAGGCAGGGAGAAUUGCUUGAACCCAGGAGGCACAGGUUGCAGUGAGCCGAGACUGCGCCAUUGCACUCCAGCCUGGGCAGCAGAGUGAGACUGUAUAAAAGAAAAAAAAAAGAAAAGAAAUACAUGUGUUCUUAAAACCAUUUGUAUAUUUACAUUUCUAGACCACACUGUAGCUAAUUAUUGUUAUUAAAUCUUAAGAUAAUUUAAGUAUAUAAAAUAAGUAUUGAGCCGGGCAUGGUGGCUCACCCCUGUAAUCUCAGCACUUUGGGAGGCUGAGGCAGGUGGAUCACGAGGUCAGGAGAUCCAGACCAUCGUGGCUAACAUAGUGAAAACCCGUCUCUACUAAAAAUGCAAAAAAUUAGCUGGGCGUGGUGGCACGCACCUGUAGUCCCAGCUACUUCGGAGGCUGAGACAGGAGAAUCACUUGAACCUGGGAGGCGGAGUUUGCAGUGAGCUGAGGUCGUGCCACUGCAUUCCAACCUGGGUGACAGAGCAAGACUCCAUCUCAAAAAAAAAAAAGAUACCUCAGUUAUGUUAUCAGUAAAAGGAGAUUGCAAAUAUCUUUUAAAGACAAAUUUGCAUUCUAUAUGUUAUAGAAUACAGAGGAUAUUAAAAAUAAAUUUUAUCCAUGUUUUGACAAUUUCUUUCUUUUAACUGUUUACAUAUUGAAGCACAAAUGCUAAACAUAAGUCAGAAUGGAAGAAUAUUUAAAAUAAUGACUGUGUUUAUAUCUGAUUUAUUUCAGAUAGAUUACCCAAAGUGCAUCUUGCCAGGUUAUCUUCCAUUUGAAGACUGACAUUUAUUUCUUUUUUGAUCUUUAUUGUUCCUCUCUUCCACCUCUCAGUGGGUAUAGCUCUCUGGUCUGUAGAAUGGGACAGCGGUCUGGUUUCUGGAUUGAUAAGUGAGGUAUACCUCCUAGUUUUCAGUGAUUACCUGUAGAAGGUAGAGAAGUUACUGGAUAUGUUUAAUAAUAUCUCAUUACUUUUUUUUUUUUUUUUUUUUUUUUAACGAGAGUCUUAACUCUGUCACCCAAGCUGGAGUGCAGUGGUGAGAUCUCAGCUCACUGCAAUCUCCACCUCCGGGUUCAAGCGAUUCUCCCGAGUCAUCUUUCCAAGUAACUGGGAUUACAGCCAUGUGCUACCAUGCCCGGCUGAGUUUUGUACUUUUUUUUUUUUUGAGACAGAGCCUCACUCUGUUGCCCAGGCUGGAGUGCAGUGGUGUGAUCUCAGCUCACUGCAACCUCCAUCUCCUGGGUUCUAGCGAUUCUCCUGCUUCAGCCUCCCGAGUAGCUGGGAUUACAAGCACCCACCACCACGCCCAGCUAAUUUUUGAGUAUUUAGUAGAGCUGAGUUUUGCCCUGUUGGCCAGGCUGGUCUUGAAUACCUGACCUCAAGUGAUCUGCCCACCCCGACUUCCCAAAAUGCUGGGAUUACUGGCAUGAGCCAGUGCUCCUGUCCUCAUUCCAUUCUUCACCGUGGUACUGACCAUCCAUUUAUUCAGCACCAAUUGUGUGCCAGACCUUGUGUCAGCAUUAUGGAGGAAUUCCCUUGGGAGGCUUGUUAGCUGUACUUGCAAUCUGAUUUGGGUUCCCAAAUCAGCAUAUAACACCAGGUAUUUCUCUAAUAGAGUAUGUGCCACACUUUAUGCUAACUGCCUGUUUAUCAAUGUCCCCACAUCCCAACAUCUGGUUCCUUCAAGGGCAGGGAGCACAGGGUAUGGCGUCAGAGUGGUACUCAGUGAUGUUUACUGGUGGGUAGAAGGAAGGGUUAGUCCCUAUUUUUGAAGACUUUAUGUUCUAGCAGGGAGAAAUGAAACACAAACAGUUCAAGAAAUAAACAAUUUAGAAAUAAAGUCAUUUGGUUUGUUUCACAGAAAUGUCUUAUUGCUGAUUUGCCAGCAUGAGUGGCAAAUAUAUAAUAAAACCUGGCCAGGCGUGGUGGCUCACGCCUGUAAUCCCAGCACUUUGGGAGGCGGAGGUGGGUGGAUCACGUGGUCAGGAGAUCAAGACCAUCCUGGCCAACAUGGUGAAAUCCCAUCUCUACUAAAAAUACAAAAAUUAGCCACGCAUGGUGGUGGACGCCUGUAGUCCCAGCUAUUUGGGAGGCUGAGGUAGGAGAAUUGCUUGAACCCAGAAGGCGGAGGUUGCAGUGAGCCAAGAUUGCCCCACUGCACUCCAGCCUGGGUGACAGAGUGAGACUCUGUCUCAAAUAAAUAAAUAAAUAAAUAAAUAAAUAAAUAAAAUGAAAAAAUAUAUGUAUACAUAUCAUUUAUAUAUAUAAUAAAACUUAUGAAUAGUU